AUGCCAACCACUCAGUCCACCUCCGAACGCCGUUGCGGCGCUUCGCUCAUUCCCAAAUCAAUGCAUGACCCCGCGCUGAUCGACCUACUCCGCCGACCUGUCAGCCGCGAGAUGAUCUCGUAUAUCGCGGCAAAGACGAUGAGCGUGAUCGUCGUCGAGGACCCUACCACUUCCAAGAACUCAGGAGCACUCCCGACUCCUCCCCAUACGCCUUUGAAGAAGACGUUCGCGGAGCGCGAGGCGGAGGUGACGCAGUACCAGGCACAGAUACAGCUCCAGCAGAAUAAGAUUGGGCAGAGUCAACAAGGAAGCGGUACUGGGGGAGCAUCCACGCCGUUCUUGCCUCCGCUUGAGGAUUUCAUUACUCAGCUUGUGGAAUCUGCCAAUGUACAGACUCCGACGCUUCUGACGACAAUUAUUUAUCUUGAGAGGCUACGUCAUCGGCUGCCUAAGUUUUCGAAGGGCAUGCCGUGCACUAGACACCGUGUCUUCCUCGCUACACUCAUCGUUGCCGCGAAGUACCUAAAUGACUCGUCCCCGAAGAAUAAACAUUGGACAAGAUACGCUGAGAUCUUUGAGAACGCUGAGAUCAAUCUUAUGGAGUCGCAGCUUGUCUCCUUACUGGACUUUGAUCUUCGCUUCGCUGAGGAACAGGCUAUUGAGCACUGGGCACCUUUCAUGCCUCGUCGUACGUCCUCGCCUGCACAGGACAGGGAGACGCGUCAAUUGGCUGUCAACCGCAUCAAGGCUCGUCGGUCACGCUCGUUCAUCGACGUUCAGAUGCCACCCACUCCUCCUUAUGAUGCUAUUCCUCCAAGCCUGAAGAUCGACCAUCACUCGUCGUCUUCCUCAUCCUCGUCUUCGUCUGGAUACUUGGACAUUCCUGGCUGUUGUUCUCGUGUUCCAAUGUUGCCUUCUCCUUUGUCUGCUGUUGGGUCUUCUCCGCUGCGUGCCAUGUCUAGGUGCACGACCACUGAGUCUGAACUGAGCGUGGGUUCGUUGACUGAAGAUAACGGUUCCUCGGGUUCUGAUCCGGAAGACUUUGAGGACGAGCACAACGUGAUCACUAUCCCUGCCAAGCUGGACUCGAUGUCCCCUACUCCUGGCUCUCGCGGUGCUUCGCGUCUCUCGUUAUGUGCUCCACCUGGUGCGGGUCAUCGUGUAUCUGCCACUCGUACUUCGGCGAAUGCUACUGGUGUACAGCUCCGUCCGAUUCCACUUCAGCUCCCUGAGAAACGCUCGUCUUGGCAGCCUGCUGCGGGAAUCGCGUCUAUUCCGCGUAUACGGGAAAGCAUGUCUGGUGGUUUCCUAAGUCGAGUCUUCGGGUCGAGUAACAGCGUGAAGGAGAAACUCGAUCGAAUCGACGGCGUCGUCGAGAAGGACAGGAGCGGGUACGACACGAGCCAGAUGCACGGUGAGAGCGACGUGAUCAUUGCUUCGGAGUCGUCGCAUAGUGUGGACUUCCGUGGUACACGUGCGUCUUCGCAGCGCAUUCGAGCGCAGAGGUAUGGGAGCUUUGAGAGUGAGACAGAGGUGAUUGGCAUAUGA
Molecule: messenger RNA, 1548 nt
Organism: Fomitiporia mediterranea MF3/22
Lineage: Eukaryota; Fungi; Basidiomycota; Agaricomycetes; Hymenochaetales; Hymenochaetaceae
Exons: 2
Coding region: 1-1548 (515 amino acids)
Biological process (GO): regulation of cyclin-dependent protein serine/threonine kinase activity
Cellular component (GO): cyclin-dependent protein kinase holoenzyme complex; nucleus
Molecular function (GO): protein kinase binding; cyclin-dependent protein serine/threonine kinase regulator activity
Source: RefSeq, a predicted model, not a curated record